CAAACAUGAGAAACUUAUCUAUAAUAGCUACCAUUGUAUCAUGCUUAGGAGGCUUCCUUUUUGGUUUUGACCUGGGUGUGAUUUCUGGUAUUCUCGCGAUGCCAUCAUUUACGGCAUAUUUUCAUAUUGCCGGAGAUCCCAACACAGUGGCACAAAUGAAAGGCAAUGUUGUGUCUUUAUUACAAGCCGGUUGUUGUGUAGGUUCUUUAUUAACUAAUCUUGUAGCUGAUCCUGUGGGAAGAAAAAAAGCAAUCAUAAUAUUCUCAGUCAUUUUUAUCCUUGGUGGUUUAUUACAAACACUUGCACAUAAUCUUGAUACAAUGAUGGCAGGUCGUUUUGUAGCUGGACUUGGUAUUGGCGCCACAUCAGCUCUUGUACCAAUGUAUAUUGCAGAAAUUGCCCCCAAAAAACUACGAGGUAGACUUGGUACCACUUGGCAAUUCUUAAUUGUUCUUGGUAUUAUGGUCAGUUAUUUUGUGGAUUAUGGUUGUAUUCGUAACCUUCCUUAUGGUGAUAAUCAAUGGCGUGUUCCUCUUGGUAUUCAAAUUGUUCCUGGCGGAUUACUCUUGAUUGGCAUGAUCUUCUUACCUGAAUCUCUACGUUGGCUGGCUGUCAAAGGAAAACCUGACUUGGUCAAGGAGAAUCUUCUUCGAUUACGCAAUAUACCAGAAGAGGACCCCGAAUUUGUGGAUGAAUUACAAGAAAUCUUGACUGCCGCAGAAGAAGAAAGGACACACAAAGGAAAGGUUUGGAAUGAAUUCUUUCAAAAAAAUAUGUUACAUCGUUUGUUUAUUGGUGUGAUGGUACAAGUGUUUCAACAAUGGACAGGAACAAAUGCAAUCAACUAUUAUGCACCUGAAAUUUUCCAAUCCACUGGUAUGAAUACUGACAAUAUUGAUAUUCUUGCUACUGGUGUUUACGGUGUUGUUAAAGUUGUUUUCGUGGCUUUGUCAUUCUUUAUGGUGGAUACUAAACUUGGACGAAGAAGAACACUAAUGCUAGGCUCAUUAUUUAUGUUUACGGCAUUCUUCAUAUUGGCGGGUAUGAUUUACGGUAUUCAGAAGGAUAAUGGAGGGAACUUGAAAACAGCGGUAGUAGGUGCCAAAGGUUAUGUAGCAGUGGUUAUGAUUUAUUUUUUUGCCAUUGGAUAUGAGUUCUCUUGGGGACCUAUUCCUUGGGUUUUAUGUAGCGAAAUAUUUCCUACUCAUACUCGAGCUGUUAGCUUGUCUAUUACCACAGCAUUCAAUUGGGCAAUGAAUGCAGUUAUCGCUAAAGUAACACCGAUUAUGAUGGCCAAUAUUACAUAUGGAACCUACUUCUUUUUUGGAUCGAUGGCUGUAAUUAUGGGCAUUUUUACUUACUUCUUGGUACCUGAAACACGUGGACGAUCUCUUGAACAAAUUGAUGAAGUAUUUUCCGGGAAAAUGUUUGUACACAAUGAUUCGUAUGUGAUUGAUCAUGCCAAACUUCAAUUAGAUGCGGAACAAGGAAACUAUAGGGAAUAAGUAUAAAUAAGAUCGUUUAUAUUGAUGUAAUGGAUCUCUUAUGUAUAUGGAAGUCAUAUAGUUAGUUGCUUCUAGUUUACCAUGGUUUACUUUAUUCUAUUAUCGUAUGUAUGAUUUAUUUUAUCUAUCUUUUGUCUAUGUAUUUAUUUAUUAAUGUCAUUGUUAGUUUUUUUUUUUUCUUCUUAAUAAACGAU
Halteromyces radiatus is the source of this 1699-nucleotide messenger RNA. RefSeq names its product general substrate transporter. NCBI's taxonomy places the organism in Eukaryota, Fungi, Mucoromycota, Mucoromycetes, Mucorales, Cunninghamellaceae. Gene Ontology annotation, cellular component: membrane. Gene Ontology annotation, biological process: transmembrane transport; carbohydrate transport. The transcript is spliced from 12 exons. Gene Ontology annotation, molecular function: carbohydrate:proton symporter activity. The record is from RefSeq and is a predicted model, not a curated record. The coding region runs from base 6 to 1505 and encodes 499 amino acids.